UACCUCCCACCAUGCUUCUCCUUCUCCUACAUUUGUCCUUAAAUCCUCAACUCUCCCCUUCUUCAGAACUCAGGGCUCCCACCUCCCUUUCUCCUUCUCCUUCAUAUUCUCCUAAUUACUCCUACACAUCUCUAUCUCUGUCUCUGCGAUAGAGAAGAUGGUUGUGAGCUCGGAGGUUAAUGGCGGCGGAAGGUGGACGGAAGCCAUGGUCGUUGCCAGCUUGAUCGCCGCACAAAUGGUCUUCGGCUUCAACACAGUCUUUCUCUCCGGACUUCUUGCCGGCGGCCUCCAACCUCUCUUCCAAAUCGCCGCCGCCGGCUUCUUCAAUGCCUUUCUUCUCCUUCCCUGCGCUAUUCUCUUUGAAAGGAAAAAUUGGCCGCAGAAGAUAGGACUCCACUUGAUUAUUCGGUUCGUUCUAAUCGCCGUUGGAGGGACACCUUUGUACCAAGUUUUCAUGCUCCUGGGAGUGAAGAAGACAACCCCAGCAGUAGCCACAGCCAUGCCUAACUUAGCUCCAGGGCUCAUCUUUAUUAUUGCAUCUUGUCUAAGGAUUGAGAAAUUUGAUAUUAAGUGCAAGUAUACAAGAUAUAAGGUAAUGGGGACUGUGAUAUGCUUAAGUGGAGCCAUGGCGAUGAGCUUCCUGCAGGGAAAUUCUGUAAAACCCGCAGCAUCAGCAAAUUUGAGAUCUAUAUUUUUAAGAGAGGAUUUGGCCAUUAAUACCAGCCCUAAUGAGUGGAUUAUAGGUUGCCUCUAUAUGCUUGCAGCUGUUGUGAUUAUAUCUUGCGUCUUGGUUUUGCAGGCUACAACAAUGGAGGAAUUUCCAGCUCCGAUUUCCAUGACCGUUAUAGCUGCCAUAUUAGGCUCUUUCUUUUCCUUAAUAUUUCAGUAUAUCUUGCAAGGAAAUAUAACCAGCGGAGUCGCCAGCCUCAGCCUCAAUGUCCUUAUCACUGCUGUGUUAGCGGGAGGAUCAGUGACAUCCAUAAGCUCAUUAGUAGUAACAAUGUCUGUUCAUAAGAAAGGACCGGUUUUUGUUUCAGUCUUCCAACCUACACAAUCAUUCUGUGCAGCCAUUCUUUCAGCACUGAUAUUAAAGCAGUUUAUCAGCCUUGGAAGCUUGAUAGGUAUGGGGCUCAUGUUUGUUGGCUUGUAUGUUGUCUUGUGGGCAAAGAUUAAGGAAGCUGAUAAAGAAGAGAGUAGAUUGAUCCCAGAUGAAGAGAGAGCUCUUCUUUUUUAGUGGGUUCUUAUGAAGGCCUGUUGCUAGCCAUGUAAAGAAUGAAAUGAAUUGAAUAGAUGACAUUAAGUAUAUAUUAAUAAAAGUAUGAUGAAA
Phalaenopsis equestris is the source of this 1327-nucleotide messenger RNA. RefSeq names its product WAT1-related protein At5g47470-like. Bases 158 to 1234 code for a protein of 358 amino acids. The record is from RefSeq and is a predicted model, not a curated record. Gene Ontology annotation, cellular component: plasma membrane. The transcript has 7 exons. Gene Ontology annotation, molecular function: transmembrane transporter activity. NCBI's taxonomy places the organism in Eukaryota, Viridiplantae, Streptophyta, Magnoliopsida, Asparagales, Orchidaceae.